Messenger RNA from Mya arenaria, 645 nucleotides. RefSeq lists its product as uncharacterized. Lineage: Eukaryota; Metazoa; Mollusca; Bivalvia; Myida; Myidae. Bases 1 to 645 code for a protein of 214 amino acids. The transcript is spliced from 2 exons. The record is from RefSeq and is a predicted model, not a curated record.
AUGGAACUUGUGCAACAUCAGUCCCGUAUGCUCAAGGACGAUUUCGCACCCUUCGUGUUAUAUCCAUGGCUACGCUAUUCUGUGGUCACUGAUGGUGUCUACUGCGCCCAAUGCCAUCUGUUUGCUGGCCCGGAUGCUCGCGUGAAAACAUUAGUCACCACAGUAUUGAGAGAUUGGAGUAACAUAUCCAAGGUAGUUUUGAGCCACAUGAAAUCAGAGGCCCACCUGUCUAACUGUGAUUCAGCAAGUCAUUUCUUAGCAAUAAUGAAGGGCGAAAAAAAAGACAUACUAUGUAGCAUGUCAUCCCAAUACAAUGUGGUCGUUGAAAAGAACAGAAAGAUCCUUGUUAGUAUAACAGAAGCGAUAGUGUUCUGUGGGAAACAGAAACUUGCCUUGAGGGGGCAUGAAGGCGAUAAGGGAAAUUUUCAGGCCCUAUUGAGCUUUCAGGCCAAGCAGGAUCCCAUAUUAAAAGAGCAUCUAGAACACGGAGAUCCAAGAUCUAUGUACCUUAGCCCCGAUUUACAAAAUGAGCUUAUUUCCAUUUGUGGAAAACAAAUCGCAGACAGUAUCGUGUCAAAGUGCAACAGUGCACCCUGCUUCAAGUUUAUGGCUGACGAGGCAACUGAUGCCAGCACUAUGGAAUAG